Molecule: messenger RNA, 1793 nt
Organism: Linepithema humile (Argentine ant)
Lineage: Eukaryota; Metazoa; Arthropoda; Insecta; Hymenoptera; Formicidae
Product: tubulin alpha-1 chain-like
Biological process (GO): microtubule cytoskeleton organization; mitotic cell cycle
Cellular component (GO): microtubule; cytoplasm
Molecular function (GO): GTP binding; structural constituent of cytoskeleton
Source: RefSeq, a predicted model, not a curated record
UUAUCAGUGAAUUUAAUAAAAUCUGUAAAUUUACAAAAAAAUUUUUAAGAAGUCAUGAAAACUUCACUUAUGUUGAGUGAGUGUUGGAUGCAAGGAAACAGUUAAUGAAAUUAAUCAAAGUACUGGAUUAAGUACCUUCGCGUGUCUUGAGAUUAUUAUACGACUUUCGUGUUUCUGUUUCGCCCAAUUUUCUAUGAGUGUGUGUAUAGCUAGCAAUUAUUCUGUGUUCAUCUAAACAUUCAUUCAACUAAACAGAAAUAAAACCUUUUUAAAAAUGGCGAAAAAGCGAGAAUGCAUAUCAAUUCAUAUAGGGCAGGCGGGCGUGCAAAUGGGGAACGCCUGCUGGGAGCUUUAUUGUUUGGAACACGGCAUCCAUCCAGAUGGGCAAAUGCCUGCUGAUACCACCGUGGGUUCUGGAGACGAUUCCUUUAAUGCGUUCUUCUCCGAGACAGGUUCAGGGAAGCAUGUUCCACGAGCAGUGCUGGUUGACCUCGAACCGACGGUUGUAGAUGAAGUUCGCUCAGGAACUUAUAGACAAUUGUUCCAUCCGGAGCAAAUGAUUACCGGGAAGGAGGAUGCGGCUAAUAAUUAUGCCAGGGGUCACUACACGAUAGGGAAAGAGAUUAUAGAUCUCACUUUGGAUAGAAUACGCAGAUUGACCGAGCAGUGCAAAGGCUUGCAAGGUUUUUUGAUCUUCCAUUCGUUCGGCGGUGGUACAGGAUCCGGAUUCUCAAGUCUGCUCAUGGAACAACUAUCUGCCGAUUAUCCGAAGAAAAGCAAACUGACUUUUAGCAUUUAUCCAGCACCACAGGUAUCGACUGCGGUAGUGGAACCUUACAACGCGAUUCUAUACACUCAUCCGACAUUAGAACAUAGUGAAGUGGCAUUCAUUGUAGAUAAUCAGGCCAUUUAUGAGUUAUGUAGGAGAAACUUGAACAUUGAUCGACCUACCUACACGAACCUCAAUCGGCUGAUUGGACAAAUGGUCUCUUCCAUCACCGCCAGUUUACGAUUUGACGGAGCUCUGAAUGUUGAUCUCACCGAAUUCCAGACGAAUCUUGUGCCUUAUCCAAGAAUCCAUUUUCCGCUUGCUACAUAUGCACCCGUAUUAUCAGCGGAAAAGGCCGGACAUGAAAGAGUGACCGUCUCGGAGAUAACAAGCUCCUGCUUCGAACCGAAUCAUCAAAUGGUGAAUUGCGAUCCGCGUAUGGGAAAAUACAUGGCAGUAUGUUUACUGUAUAGAGGCGACGUAGUGCCUAAGGAUGUAAACGAAGCAAUUGCGACAAUAAAACGGCAAAAACAUGUGCAAUUUGUUGAAUGGUGCCCGACGGGAUUCAAGGUGGGAAUAAAUUAUCAACCACCAACCGUUGUACCCGGUGGCGAUCUCGCUCGAGUGGAAAGAGCUGUAUGUUGCCUUUGCAACACAACAGCAAUCGUGGAUGCAUGGGCUCGACUCGAUCAUAAAUUCGAUCUCAUGUACGCCAAGCGAGCUUUUGUGCAUUGGUUCGUCGGGGAAGGUAUGGAGGAAGGUGAAUUCUCGGAAGCUAGGGAGGAUUUGGCCGCCUUAGAGCUCGAUUACCGCGAAGUGCAAGAAGACGCCGUUAACACUGAGGAAGAAGAAGAGUACUGAAUUACUGGCCAUUACAUCGAUUUAAUCUUAUGCAUCGAUUCAAUAUUUAUAUGCGUAUCCCAACAUAUCUUAUCUGAUAAUACGAAGCCUCUAGUUUACCUGUCACUAUUGGCGGUAUAUAUACGAACAAUCGUACCUAUAUAAAUAAAUUAUUUAUACAUUC